Messenger RNA from Cylicocyclus nassatus, 1854 nucleotides. The record is from the annotation of a GenBank genome assembly. Lineage: Eukaryota; Metazoa; Nematoda; Chromadorea; Rhabditida; Strongylidae.
AUGUUCGAUUUGCUCGUGGCUUACAUCCUAGCCGUGAUCGGCUUGACUGCUGGGCAGAUGAAUGCUGGGACAACUUCAUCGCCGCAGUGCCAAAAUGAUGCUGCUUGCACUGCACCAUCUGUAUGCAUUGACAACAUCUGCGCACAAGGAGUGUCUUGCAAAAGUAACGCUGAUUGUGAUGAUCCAAGGUUUGAGUGUAACCGACAGUUUUGCGUUCCCAAGCACCAGUGGAGGCCAGAUAAGUUGACGACGUGUAAAAUAGACAGUUCUUGCAUCUCACCAGCAACAUGUGUGGACAACUUUUGCGUAGUCAACUUGAAAUGUCAUAACGACGAAGAGUGUGGCAGCCCUCAUCUUAAAUGCAUACAGUCAGUCUGUAUUCUACUGUCUGAACCAAAACCUCCGGUGAGCUCGGGACAGAUGUCGCUCCAACAAUCUCAAAUAACAACACAGAAUGGUCAAGGUGCAUCAGGACAAAUACCGUGCCAAAAUGGUAACUGCCCUCCACAAUACGUUUGCAUUAGUGGUGUUUGCGUACGCGGUGCACAAUGCACAACUAACAAUGAUUGCAUCGAUCCACGGUUCGAAUGCAUGCUGCAAAAUUGCAUUCCGAAAACUCAAUUUAGGACACAAAACGGUUUGCUGAUGUGCUCAAAUAAUCUUGAUAAUACUUGCCCUUCACUAUCUAAGUGCGUGCACAACUUUUGCAUGAUUGAUCUGCGCUGUCGCAAUGAUUACGACUGUGGAAGUCCACAAAUGAGAUGCAUAGCGUCAGUCUGUACUGUACUCUCAAUAUCGCAACCAGGCACAUCAUCUUCAACUGGAAACCAAGGUAUUUCGCAGGGAAAUUUAGGCUUAUCAACUGAAAGCCUAGGUAUUUCGCAGGGAAAUUUAGGCUUAUCAACUGAAAACCUAGGUAUUUCGCAAGGAAAUUCAGGCUUAUCAGUUGGAAAGGGGAAUCCAAGCUUAUCAACUGGAAAUCUAGGCAAUCCGCAGGGAAAUUCAGGAUUAUCAACUGAAAGCCUAGGUAUUUCGCAGGGAAAUUUAGGCUUAUCAACUGAAAACCUAGGUAUUUCGCAAGGAAAUUCAGGCUUAUCAGUUGGAAAGGGGAAUCCAAGCUUAUCAACUGGAAACCUAGGUAUUCCGCAGGGAAAUUCAGGCUUAUCAACUGGAAACCUAGGUAAUCCGCAGGGAAAUUCAGGAUUAUCAACUGAAAGCCUAGGUAUUUCGCAGGGAAAUUUAGGCUUAUCAACUGAAAACCUAGGUAUUUCGCAAGGAAAUUCAGGCUUAUCAGUUGGAAAGGGGAAUCCAAGCUUAUCAACUGGAAACCUAGGUAUUCCGCAGGGAAAUUCAGGCUUAUCAACUGGAAACCUAGGUAAUCCGCAGGGAAAUUCAGGAUUAUCAACUGAAAGCCUAGGUAUUUCGCAGGGAAAUUUAGGCUUAUCAACUGAAAACCUAGGUAUUUCGCAGGGAAAUUCAGGCUUAUCAGCUGGAAAGGGAAAUCCAAGCUUAUCAACUGGAAACCUAGGUAUUUCGCAGGGAAAUUCAGGCUUAUUAGUUGGAAAGGGGAAUCCAAGCUUAUCAACUGGAAACCUAGGUAUUCCGCAGGGAAAUUCAGGCUUAUCAACUGGAAACCUAGGUAUUUCGCAGGGAAAGCCGAUACCUUGUCAGCAAGGUGCCUGUCCAGGAACAUUCACAUGCGUUGAUGACGUUUGCGUGCAAGGUAAAGUUUGCUCAACCACUACUGAUUGUGAUCCAAGAUUCGAUUGUAAUCAACGGAUCUGCGUUCCAAAGCCUGAAUGGAGGCCGGAAUCCAUCCUGCAGAUGUGCCCUUGUUCUCCGUCAGCUGCGUGC